ACGUCCAAUUAUCUCAACAAAGUUCUUGGCCAUCUUCUGGGCUCUAUGCCCCCACCAACGCUCUUCCUUUUAAGAUAACAAAAACAGCACACCAAUGGCUUCCUCGAUUCCUUCUCAGACCACUCCAAACUCCAUUAUCACUACCAAUUUCACAUCGCGAAUCAUCCCAUUUCACUCUCCCGCGGUCAAAUCCUUCCGACCCACGCUCUUCUGCCCUAAUGCUCUCUCCAAUUCCAGCAACCGGAAGCCGGCUCGCCGGUACGACGGCCAAACCACGACGAACACUCUCUCCAAAUCUCAGAACCGGACGAGCGAUUCAGUUCUUAGUCCUCCGUCGACGGUGCAUUUAGUGGCUCUAUGCGAGGCGGGUGAGGUAAUGGACGUUCUGGAAUUUAUAGGCCAUGGUGCUAAUCUUGAUUAUGGUAUUUUUACUGCUUUGUUGAAUUCUUGUUGCAAUUUUAAGUUGCUUGAGGCUGGGAGAAGGGUGGAUAGGCUGUUGAAAGGGACGAAAUUUAGUGGGGAUGUGGGAUUGAAUAAUAAAUUGAUCGAAAUGUACUCUUGUUGUGGCUGUAUGAAAGAUGCGCGUAGGGUGUUUGAUAAAAUGCCUGACAGGGAUAUUAGGACGUGGAAUUUGAUGAUCAAGGGGUAUGGAGAGAAUGGGGAAGGAGAUGGUGGAUUGGCCUUGUUUGAGCGAAUGAAGAAUGUGGGGUUGCAGCCAAAUUCUGAAACAUUUCUAGCGGUGUUAGCAGCUUGUGCCAUGGCUGAAGCUGUGGAGGAAGGUUUAUUUUACUUUAACUCGAUGGAAAAUGAAUAUGGAAUCAUUCCUGAAAUUGAACAUUAUUUGAGAGUUGUUGAUGUUCUUGGGAAAUCUGGCCAUUUGAUUGAAGCAGAAGAGUUCAUUAAGAAAAUGCCCAUCAGCCCCACAGCCAAAAUCUGGGAUGCCCUUAGAAUCUACGCUCGACUCCAUGGAAACAUCGAGCUUGAAGAUCGAGCCGAAGAGCUGAUAUUCUCUUAUGACCCGUCCAUGGCGCCCACGGCUGCCAAGCCACCGCUCCCUCCACUAAGGAAGCAAUCGGUCACCAACAUGUUGGAGGAGAAGGACAGAGUGAGGGACUUCAGAUGUUCAAUGCCUUCCAAAGAAGAGGGGGAAAGGGGGAAGCUAAAAGGAUUGAAUGGACAAAUGAGAGAAGCAGGGUAUGUGCCAGAUACCAGAUAUGUGCUUCAUGACAUUGAUGAGGAGGCUAAACAGCAAGCUUUGCAAUACCAUAGCGAGCGGUUAGCCAUUGCUUACGGAUUGAUCAGUACGCCUGCGAGAACGACGCUAAGAAUCAUCAAGAAUCUUCGGAUCUGCGGCGAUUGUCACAAUGCAAUCAAGAUCAUGUCAAAGAUUGUUGGAAGAGAGUUGAUUGUUAGAGAUAAUAAGCGGUUUCAUCACUUCAAAGACGGCAAAUGCUCUUGUGGGGAUUACUGGUAAAUACAUCAACUGUAUAUACACAAUCAUAUUUGGGCUUCCUUCGUAAUAUUUACUCCAUUGCUUUUCAUUUUC
This is a messenger RNA of Cucurbita maxima (winter squash), 1546 nucleotides long. RefSeq names its product pentatricopeptide repeat-containing protein At2g15690, mitochondrial-like. The coding region runs from base 95 to 1474 and encodes 459 amino acids. The transcript has a single exon. Gene Ontology annotation, biological process: RNA modification. Gene Ontology annotation, molecular function: RNA binding; zinc ion binding; protein binding. Lineage: Eukaryota; Viridiplantae; Streptophyta; Magnoliopsida; Cucurbitales; Cucurbitaceae. The record is from RefSeq and is a predicted model, not a curated record.